GUUUUGGGCACAAAGUUUGAAGUCGGUUCGUAUGGAAGCCAACUGCAAUUUGAUAUUUAUUUUGUGUGUAGAAAUGCCGUAGCUAAGAGGCUUGUGCUGAUAUAGAUGAUAUUGUUGUAAAAAAUGAAUGUGAUGGCAGGAGCAUCCCUUGGCACGGAGUUUCCCCUCCUCCUCCCAACAUUUGGUUCUCAGUCAACAAGUUUUCAUGGCUUCCUGACUAUUGGGAGAUAUGACUAUGAAGUUCACCUCGAAGUUCCCCACUUUCCAGAUGUAAAAGGAAUGACCCUGAGUACAGAUGCAUGGCUAGCAUCUGUUAUUAAAAGGUGUCAGGAGCAGUUGUCACAGGAGGAGAAAGAUUGCCAUACUGUUCAGGAAUAUUUAAGGAAAUUUCAGCAAAUAUGUGCUGCAGCCACUGAGAAUGAAGACAGCGUAUCUCUGCCACAAGAUGCAAUGUUUACUACCCUCCUUUCUCAUAUUGAAACUAUAGGCUGGUCAAAAGUGUCCCAAGUUUCAACUGAUUUCUCAAUGAUAUAUCUGGAGACAAAAGAUGAAAGUGAAAGAUUACACAGUCUAAGAGCCAAAAUCCAGCCUGGUUACCCUAUUGUUGAGCCUGUUGUCGAAGCAGACCUGCCUGUUGACAUUGAUAUUACGUGGAAUACUAGUGAGGGCUUGUCGUGUAUAAUGUCGGCAUGGGAAGAAAAGCUCUCCACCCUCCAGGAGCUUUGGGAUGUUUUGGAUGAGCUUGAUGAGACAGCCCUCGUUCUCGACCCUCCAAAUCCAACACGGAAGCACACCUCUCGCAGAAUCCUUUUAAGUAAUCAUGUGAGCAUCCAGUUAACAGUAUCCAUUGCCCACCCUCGCAGUCUGCCUCAGUGCCAUCUUUUGGGCUCUUCUCACCUGACUGCACCACUCAACGCCAGACUCACAGACAAUUAUAAUGAAUGGGACCCAGAAAGAAGCAUCGUCAACAAUCUGGAAAUAGUGCUUGGGGUUGACGUGGUAAAAGCAAAGAGUAAAGAAAGCACGGUAGAUGACGGUGGAAGUGACUGGAGUGCUGAAUGUGCUGUGUGCUAUUGCCUUCACCUUGAGGGGGCACUGCCAGAUCUGACGUGUGAUCACUGUUCUCAGGCAUUUCAUGUGCAAUGUCUGUAUGAGUGGCUGUGCAGUGUACCAAAUAGUCGACAGAGUAUGAACUUUAUCUUUGGAGAGUGUCCAUACUGCACACAGCUGAUAUCUUGUAAAGUUCCGACAUGAUAAAGAAGAAAGAGAUGAACUGGAAAUUUUUAAUAAACCCUAUAUUUUCUAUAUA
Penaeus chinensis is the source of this 1309-nucleotide messenger RNA. RefSeq names its product E3 ubiquitin-protein ligase FANCL-like (gene Fancl). Lineage: Eukaryota; Metazoa; Arthropoda; Malacostraca; Decapoda; Penaeidae. The transcript has 11 exons. The record is from RefSeq and is a predicted model, not a curated record. Gene Ontology annotation, molecular function: ubiquitin protein ligase activity. Gene Ontology annotation, cellular component: nucleus; Fanconi anaemia nuclear complex. The coding region runs from base 124 to 1254 and encodes 376 amino acids. Gene Ontology annotation, biological process: interstrand cross-link repair; protein monoubiquitination.